AUGGCCGCUGCCAUCGCUGCACCCAACUCGCUAGCUGGUAUUUUCAACAGUCAAGUCAAGACAUCUGCUUUGGAUUUUGAGAAGAAUGCACUUUUCAAGGUCAAGGAAGAGGAAAAACAGAAGUGGUCUGACCUUGCCACUCAAGUGAAGGAUGAUGGCUCAUGUGUUCUGCGAUAUUCUUAUGUGUGGUAG
Molecule: messenger RNA, 192 nt
Organism: Penicillium maclennaniae
Lineage: Eukaryota; Fungi; Ascomycota; Eurotiomycetes; Eurotiales; Aspergillaceae
Exons: 2
Coding region: 1-192 (63 amino acids)
Source: RefSeq, a predicted model, not a curated record